This is a messenger RNA of Amphibalanus amphitrite, 5370 nucleotides long. RefSeq lists its product as uncharacterized. Gene Ontology annotation, molecular function: DNA helicase activity. NCBI's taxonomy places the organism in Eukaryota, Metazoa, Arthropoda, Thecostraca, Balanomorpha, Balanidae. Bases 1 to 5370 code for a protein of 1789 amino acids. Gene Ontology annotation, biological process: DNA repair; telomere maintenance. The transcript has 17 exons. The record is from RefSeq and is a predicted model, not a curated record.
AUGAUCCACACGCAGGGACCUAGCGGCACAGCCGCUGCCACCGAGCAGCCGCCCACCGCUUUGGCGCCGGCCAUCCCGAUCGCGGGACCUAGCGGCACGGCCGCUGCCAUCGAGCAGCCGCCCACCGCUUUGGCGCCGGCCAUCCCGAUCGCGGGACCUAGCGGCACAGCCGCUGCCACCGAGCAGCCGCCCACCGCUUUGGCGCCGGCCAUCCCGAUCGCGGGACCUAGCGGCACAGCCGCUGCCACCGAGCAGCCGCCCACCGCUUUGGCGCUGGCCAUCCCGAUCGCGGGACCUAGCGGCACGGCCGCUGCCACCGAGCAGCCGCCCACCGCUUUGGCGCCGGCCAUCCCGAUCGCGGGACCUAGCGGCACGGCCGCUGCCAUCGAGCAGCCGCCCACCGCUUUGGCGCCGGCCAUCCCGAUCGCGGGACCUAGCGGCACAGCCGCUGCCACCGAGCAGCCGCCCACCGCUUUGGCGCCGGCCAUCCCGAUCGCGGGACCUAGCGGCACAGCCGCUGCCACCGAGCAGCCGCCCACCGCUUUGGCGCCGGCCAUCCCGAUCGCGGGACCUAGCGGCACAGCCGCUGCCACCGAGCAGCCGCCCACCGCUUUGGCGCCGGCCAUCCCGAUCGCGGGACCUAGCGGCACAGCCGCUGCCACCGAGCAGCCGCCCACCGCUUUGGCGCCGGCCAUCCCGAUCGCGGGACCUAGCGGCACAGCCGCUGCCACCGAGCAGCCGCCCACCGCUUUGGCGCCGGCCAUCCCGAUCGCGAGACCUAGCGGCACAGCCGCUGCCACCGAGCAGCCGCCCACCGCUUUGGCGCCGGCCAUCCCGAUCGCGGGAACUAGCGGCACGGCCACUGCCACCGAGCGACCACCGGCCACCCCCACUGAGACGCCACAAUCGUCCAUGUCUGCGGCUCCGACCACCUUCCUCACCGAGAUCGACGCUGGGGGUGUUGGCGACGCUGCCCAAGCCCAUGCCAGGGAGGUUGAGACCGCCGCUGAGCGGCAGGCUCGGCUCGCUGCCAAUGCUGAGCGUCUCUCCCAGGCCAGGGAGGCAGAGACCGCUGCUGAGCGCCAGGCUCGGCUCGCUGCCGACGCCGAGCAGCACGCGCAGGCAUGGCGCCAGCAAAAUGCCGAGCAGCAGGCCGAGCGUGCCGCGUAUUUACGCGACCGGCGCGCGGCACUCCGCCUCGCCCACCCGGAGCAACUUGGCCGCCACUACAGUCCAGAGACUUUCGCCAUGCCGGCUGCGCUCAACAUUGGUCGAAUGGAGCACGUCUGCGGCUUUUGUGGCGCUCUGUGCUGGGCCAAGGAAGCACCCGGCUCCUGUUGUAGCAAGGGCAAGGUCGCGCCGCCCUUCCACCCGCCGCCUCCGCCCGAACUCGCCGAGCUUUUCACCACCAACUCGCCGCUGCACCGCGAGUUCAUGACGAACAUCCGACGCUACAACUGCGCGUUCCAGCUCGCCAGCAUGGGCUGCAAGGAGGUGCGUCAGCCGGGAUGGAAUCCCAACUUUACUAUCCAGGGCAACGUCUGUCACUUCAUCGGCAGCCUCCUCCCGGCCGAUGGAGCUGAAGCAAAAUUCAUGCAAAUUUAUUUCCUGGACGACCAGCUGGCGGCGCGGACCGGCCUUUUUGAAGGCCUCAACGAGGACGUCUUGCGACUGCUGGAACAGGUGCUGCAGCGCUGCAACGUCUACAUCCAGUCGCUGCUGCCCGCCAAGCAGAUGCUAGACGCCCUGCCCGACCAGCGCUGCCGCAUCGUGAUGACUGAGCAGCGCCGUCCGCUGUCGGAGCAUGAGCGCCGUUUCAACCUGCCCGCCUGCAGAGAGGUGGCGGUGCUCAUGCCCAAUGAGCCAGUCGGCCGUCGCGACAUUAUCCUGCAGCACCGUGACGGAGCGGUGCGGCGGAUCGACGAGUUCCACCGAUCAUACGAUCCGCUACACUACGUGCUGCUGCACCCGCUCGGCACAGACGGCUGGUCGCUGGCGAUGAAACAAGAGCUGGCCGUCACUGCCCGUCAAUACUACGCGUUUCACCUGCGCUACAGACCCGGCCACUUUAACAUCCUGCCACGCGGCCGUCGGCUGUUCCAGCAGCUGCUGGUGGACGCGGAGGUGAAGGUGGAAGCCGACCGGCUAAACUACAUCCGUACCCACCAGGACGGACUCAACGGCUUCCGCGCGGAGUCCAUCCGUGGCAUCCGGGACGCCCUGGAGGCGGGCGAGCAGGCCGGCAGAACCGUGGGCCGUGUCGUGCUGCCAGCAAGUUUCACUGGAGGGCCACGGUAUAUGAUGGCUAAACUCCAAGACUGCCUCACCUAUGUGCGUGAGUUCGGCGGUGCCGACUUUUUUGUCACGGUAACCUGUGACCCGCACUGGCCAGAAAUUGUCGACACCGUCCAACGGCAGUUCCCCGGGGACCAGGCCAGCGAUCACCCGGACAUCGUGUCGCAGGUGUUUCACCUGAAGAUGCGAGGCCUGCUGCACCUGCUGCGCGGCGGCGUCCUCGGACGCGUGCGUGCCAUCAUGCACACCAUCGAAUGGCAGAAACGAGGCCUGCCACACGCCCACAUCGUCGUCUGGAUGGUGCCGGACGACAAGCCGCGUCCCGACCAAAUCGACGACUGUGUGGUGGCGGAGCUGCCGGACCCUGCCGAGGAUCCUGAGCUGCACGACUUGGUCAGGUCCAAAAUGGUGCACGGCCCGUGCGGCGGCCUCAACCCGAGGUCGGCGUGCAUGGCAGACGGCGCCUGCACCAAAAAGUUCCCCCGGAACUUCCAGCGGGAGACGGUGGUGCCGGAGCGCGGCUACCCGCUGUACCGCCGCCGCGCCCCGGAGGACGGCGGUUUCACCACCGAGCCGCGCGGCCGUCCUGCCGACCGAGACCGCCCGCGGCUGGACAGCCGCUGGGUUGUCCCUUUCAACCCAUUCCUGCUACGUGCCCUGAAGGCCCACGUCAACGUGGAGGUUAUAAGCCAUUCGACCUCCUGUGUCAAGUACGUGGUCAAGUACGUCCAGAAGGGCUCCGACCAGUCCACCUACACCGUGGUGACUGAGGAGGGUGAGCUGGACGAGGUGGCCACCUACCAGCACUGCAGGUACCUCGGCUCAAUGGAGGCGUCCUGGCGGCUGCUAGAUCUGCCGAUCCACGAGCACCAUCCGGCCGUUGAGCAGCUGGACCUCCACCUCAGCGACGACGAUCGGCGGCUCCAGUUCCGCAACGACGCCAAUCUGGAGGCUGUCCUUCAAAACCAGCGGGCCUCCAAGCUGACCGCCUUCUUCCAACUGUGCGCCGCUGAUGAAUUCGCCCGUACUCUACUGUACACAGAGGUGCCGAAGCAUUAUACGUGGAAUACGGGUGCGACACGCUGGCAGCGACGGAAGCGCGGCGCGCCACACCCAACCGAGCCGGGGCUGUUCACCACGGACACCCUGGCACGCAUCUUUACCACCACUCCGCGCGCAGGAGACCUGUUCUUCCUGCGUUUGCUGCUGAUGCGCGUGCCAGGACCGACCAGCUUCCUGGACCUGAGGACGGUGGACGGCGAGGUGCUGCCCACCAUGCAGCAGGCGUGCUCAGCCAGAGGCUUGCUGGAGGACGGCGAGCAUUGGGACCGCGCGCUGGCCGAGGCCACCACCAGCGGUUAUCCCAACCGGCUCCGGCUCCUGUUCGCCAUCAUCCUGACCGAGGGUGGCGCCACGUGUGAUCCGGUGCGGCUCUGGGCGGCUCACCAGCCGGCCAUGUCCGAGGACAUAACGCACCGCCAGGAGCUGCUGCGCGCCGCCGGCAGACCCUGCAUGUCGGCGGAGGAGAUCCAGCUCGAGACGCUCCGGCGAGUCGGACUGUGCCUGCAGCGUCUCUGCGGCCGGACGGUCGGCAGCUUCGGUCUGCCGGAGCCCCCUGCCGGCCCUGUUGCAGCUGAAGCCGAGCCCGACUUCGCUCUCGACCAGCAGCAGGCGUAUCUGGCAGAAAACGAGCACCUACUGACGGCGGACCAGCGCGUCGUCUACGACGAAGUCGUCAGGCGGCUGACAGACGGAACCGGUGGCGCCAUUUUUCUUCAGGCUCCCGGAGGCUGCGGUAAAACGUUUUUGGAAAACGUUUUGCUCGCCAAGGUGCGCAGCCAGGGAGCGGUGGCCGUCGCAGUGGCCACGUCCGGCAUUGCCGCCUGCCUGCUGGACGGCGGCACUACGGCGCACUACCGCUUCAGAAUCCCGCUGCGCCUGCACGCAGAUGAGAACGUGUGCGGCAUCGCACAGAGGACGCCGGAGGCGGAGCUGCUCCAAGCCUGUCGCCUCAUCGUAUGGGAUGAGGCGGCCAUGGCCAACCGGCGCGCCUUAGAGGCAGUGGAUCGCACCCUGCGCGAUCUGCGAGACACCGACGAGGAGUUCGGCGGCAUCGUGACGGUGCUGUCCGGCGACUGGCGGCAAAUUCUGCCGGUUGUAAGGAACGGCUGCCGGGCCCAAGUGGUGGACGCCUGCCUGAAGUCGUCCCCGCUCUGGAACACUGUGACGGUGAUGCAGCUGGAGACUAACAUGCGCGUCCAGCUGCAUCAAGACGCCAGAGCAGCCGAAUUCUCGGACUUCCUGCUGAGAGUCGGCAACGGCGAGCUGCCCAUCGUCCGGGAACUGGGAGAGGACGUCAUUGACGUGCCGCCAGAAAUCCGAAGCCCGGCCACCAGCGUCGCGGAGCUGGCUGUUCGGAUUUUUCCGGACCUGGCGGCCAACUAUGUGGACACCGAGUGGCUCCACCAGCGGGCCAUUCUGACUCCAAGGAACUCAGAUGUCGACAAGGUCAACCAGGUGCUGAUGGAGAUGCUGCCUGGCGCGACAGCGGAAUACCGAAGCGUCGACAGCAUGUCCGAUCCGGAGGCUGUGCCAAUGCCAACGGAAGUCCUCAACAGCCUGGAGCUUUCAGGACUGCCGUCUCAUCGCCUGACUCUCAAGGUCGGUGCGCCUGUGAUCCUGAUGAGAAACAUCGACGCCCCGAGGACUGUCAACGGCACGCUCUGCACCGUCUCCAGGCUCCACGCCAACGUGCUGGAGCUGCGCGUGGGUUCCGGACCGAGCCGCGGCGAGGCCCUGUUUCUGCCGCGUCUGCCCCUGGAGGUGGACGGCGCUGACUCGGGACUGGGGUUCAGCUUCCGGCGACUCCAGUUCCCGGUCAAAGCGGCCUUCUGCCUCACCAUCAACCGGUGCCAGGGGCAAACCAAAAGGAAGAUCGGCGUCUACCUGCCCAGUCCGGUUUUCACGCACGGGCAGCUCUACGUCGCCCUGUCGCGCGUUGGCGACUUCGACGCGGUGGAGGCGCUCACCACCGCGGCGACUACACGCAACGUCGUCUACAGAGAGGUUCUGUAG